AUGGUGAGGGCUCCUUGCUGCGAGAAGAUGGGUCUGAAGAAGGGGCCAUGGACUUCAGAAGAAGACCAGAUACUGAUUACUUACAUUCAGAGAUACGGCCAUGCGAACUGGCGUGCGCUGCCGAAACAAGCUGGUUUGUCGAGAUGUGGGAAGAGUUGUAGGCUUCGGUGGAUUAACUACCUGCGACCCGAUAUCAAACGAGGGAACUUCACAAAGGAGGAAGAGGAAACCAUCAUCAGCUUGCAUGAGAUGAUCGGGAACAGAUGGUCCGCAAUUGCCGCGAGAUUGCCGGGGCGAACGGACAACGAGAUCAAGAAUGUGUGGCACACACGCCUAAAGAAGAGAGUGAAGCCGAACCAGGUAGCCCAAGAACCAAAGAUAAAAACCCAUUCUGAUGCAUUUAAACAUACACCUCUGGUGCACCCAAGAUUCGAUGAUCCAAGGCUGCUGCCGGCAUCCCAAGAACAAUCAUACAGCGAUUUCUCAUGCACGGCUACCGAUUCAUAUACAAUGUCGGGAGAGAACACGAACAGCGUGGCUGUCAAAGAAGACAGCUUUUGUUCGGAAGAAUUCCCAGAGAUUGAUGAGAGUUUCUGGUCGGAGGUGUUAUCCAUGGACAGCCGUGCUGCACCGGUGGAUCUCACAGCAUUACAAGGUCCAGCAUCUGGUCCUCUAGGCGAGCAUUUCGGCUCCUUUGGGGCUUCGGACAACGAUGACAUGGACUUUUGGCUAAGGGUAUUCCUAGAAGCCGGUGAUUUGCAGGCUUUGCCGGAAAUGUAACACAUGUAAUGGAGAUUCGAGAGAUUUCACAUGAUUUUUUUUUAUAAAAAAAGUAGGGUAGAAGACAUUAACUUCAGAUUUUUUUAUCCCCUUUCAAUUUUAUAGUGGUGGUGUAUUGGUUUGCUCU
Phoenix dactylifera (date palm) is the source of this 907-nucleotide messenger RNA. RefSeq names its product transcription factor MYB30-like. Lineage: Eukaryota; Viridiplantae; Streptophyta; Magnoliopsida; Arecales; Arecaceae. The record is from RefSeq and is a predicted model, not a curated record.